GCAGGAUUUGUUUACACUCCUCAUAGCAUUAUUGCAACAGAAUGGCACCUAACAGUUUAGCCACUGAGUACAAGGAAGCCAGGCUGACUGCUGCAGAGAAAAAUAAGCUAAGGAAGCCAAUGGUAGAAAAAAUGAGACGUGAUCGGAUCAACAGUUGUAUUGAGCAGUUAAAGGUUCUGCUGGAGAAGGAGUUUGAGAAACACCAGGGCAGUUCAAAACUGGAGAAAGCGGACGUCCUAGAAAUGACUGUGAGCUACCUGAGACAGCAUCAACAGCUCCAGCUAAGAAGUGUGCAGUCAUUCCAAAAGAGCCCCCAGCAGGAUUAUAUGGAAGGCUAUUCCAGCUGUUUACAGGAGACCCUUCGUUUUCUCCCCAUCCAGGAAUCUAAAAGGGGAAUGCUGCUCAAAAUGGUGAACCACUUCUACUGUGCUCCAGCUGUAGCCAAGAGUUCAGACCCACCCAUGUUAUCUCCAUCUCCAGAGACUUCUCAACCCUCACUGAAGCAAAUUGUUCCAAACAGCUCCAUCUCUCUCUGGAGACCUUGGUAGAUAAGAAGGACUUUAUGGACAAUCUAUAGUGAACCAGAGGAAGGUGUGACUUUAGAAAAUGGUCCAUUAUUCCUCUUCCGAGUAGGAAAAAAUUGUUUUCCCUUUUUAUAAAUACAUUUUAUAUAAAUGUUUUGAGUAAAUUUCCUUCCUACAGAAGGGGACUGUAAGCACCACUUGCUGAAUACUAUUCUUAUAGAAUAUUGUGGUAGCAGUGCCAUUGUAAAUGGCAUCUCCAGUACUUGUAAACCAGUGACAGUAAUUGUCAUUUGACUGACUUAAUGGAGGUGGCUUAGAGAACUUUUAAAAUUAGCUGUUCCUCCAAGGUGACAUAGUUUAUAUAAGUUCCUAGUUGAAAAAAAGAUAUAAUGUAAACAAUCUUUUUUGCUUGCUUAAAAUCAAAUUGAUCUACAUAAUUCUCAGUAGAUUUUGUGCAAGUUAUAAUAUAACUGUAUGUUUUACUGUGUAAGUAGUUUUCCACUGACUCAAACAUUUCUUAUAAUAUUACAUAAGAAAGCACAGUGCCUUCUGUGAAGGAAUCAACCCAUACUGCAUCCUGAUUGCUGGAACAAUUCAUUUUUGUUCUUUGUUUUGCGUGCCUUGUUUUUUUCUGAAGUAGUAACAUUUGGUAGUCAGACUAUGUGUUUUCUCACACAGUGCUGAACAUUAAAAGGUUGAGGCUACAAACUACUAACAUUAUGUUAUAUGCCAUGGUUUGUUUCUUCACUUUCCACUUGUAUAUUAUGUGACUCUAAGCAACUCCCUUCAGUAGAUGUUUACAUCUGCUGAGUCUUACCUUGUUAGCAGCCUGUAAAUAAUAAAUAUUACUGAUUUUAUGAAUGUAUUCCUAAUUAUCAGACUGCAGUGCUGUUUGAUAACAUAUUAUCUUUUUUUUGUAAUCCAUACUGGAGAAAAUAUAAUGCCUGCAAGGCCAACCUGAAUGUAUAAACUAUGUUUAACGUUCCUUUGUUGUUGUACUAAACUAUGUUUAAUACUCUCAUAUUAUAGCAUCUUGGAGAUGUUUGAAUUUUACUUGAAUCAAGUAUCUGUUUCAUUCUGAAUAGGCAAAGAAACAAUGAUUACCAUUGUGAAAGUGAAAUUUUCUUUACAUUUUAAUAAAUGUACUCAUUCUUUUUAAAGAGAA
Molecule: messenger RNA, 1689 nt
Organism: Protopterus annectens (West African lungfish)
Lineage: Eukaryota; Metazoa; Chordata; Ceratodontiformes; Protopteridae
Gene: HES5
Product: hes family bHLH transcription factor 5
Exons: 3
Coding region: 42-548 (168 amino acids)
Biological process (GO): anterior/posterior pattern specification; regulation of transcription by RNA polymerase II; regulation of neurogenesis
Cellular component (GO): nucleus
Molecular function (GO): protein dimerization activity; DNA-binding transcription factor activity, RNA polymerase II-specific; RNA polymerase II cis-regulatory region sequence-specific DNA binding
Source: RefSeq, a predicted model, not a curated record